CUGACAUCAGAACUCCUCCGGAUUUGCCUUACUUUUCCCCUUUCCUUCCACCCAGACACGACCUCCCGACCGCGGCGCGGACGGACCCCGGCGCCCAGCGAGUCUGCGCGGCCGCUCCGAGCAUGCUCAGUAGCGCGCGCGGCGCCCCGGAGCUGCUCCGCCGAGCUGCGGCCGACGCCGAGCUCUUCGCGGCUGCUGCGGGAGCGACAGGAAGUGAAGCGGCCCCGCCGGGCGACUGCGGCGGCAGAACCCGGGGCGGAAGGGGCGCUGCGGCAACGACGUCGUUGUCGACGGGGGUGGCCCAGGGAGCUGAGUGCCGAGGGGACUCGCUCGCUCGGAAGCCGGAUCUCCAGCCGGGCAGGAUGGAUCAUCACCAGCCCGGGACUGGCCGCUACCAGGUGCUUCACAAUGAAGAGGACAAUUCAGAAUCACCUUCUGUAGAGCAGCCAUCUACUUCACACCCGUCACCACAGACCAUGCAGACUGCUCCCUCAGCACCAGCACUUGCAACUGACUCUUCUCCCCCACCAUACAGUAGUAUCACUGUGGAAGUACCUACAACUUCAGAUACAGAAGUUUAUGGGGAAUUUUUUCCUGUGCCACCUCCUUACAGUGUUGCUACCUCCCUCCCUACAUACGAUGAAGCAGAGAAGGCCAAAGCUGCUGCCAUGGCAGCUGCAGCAGCAGAAACAUCUCAGAGAAUUCAGGAGGAAGAAUGUCCACCAAGAGAUGACUUCAGUGAUGCAGACCAGCUCAGAGUGGGUAAUGAUGGCAUUUUCAUGCUGGCAUUUUUCAUGGCCUUUAUUUUCAACUGGCUUGGAUUUUGUUUAUCCUUCUGUAUCACCAACACCAUAGCUGGAAGGUAUGGUGCUAUCUGUGGAUUUGGCCUUUCAUUGAUCAAAUGGAUCCUAAUCGUCAGGUUUUCUGAUUAUUUUACUGGAUAUUUCAAUGGACAGUAUUGGCUUUGGUGGAUAUUUCUUGUACUUGGCCUGCUCCUUUUCUUUAGAGGAUUUGUUAAUUAUCUAAAAGUCAGAAAUAUGUCUGAAAGUAUGGCGGCUGCUCAUAGAACAAGAUAUUUCUUCUUAUUAUAGAGAUUGACCACAGGAGAUGUAUGAAGUAACCACCAGCGCAAAAUUUGAAGGCUUGAAAAACAAACAAAAUAUGACAAAGUACUUUACACAGAAGGGAUGGGAAUUUUGCAUAAAACAAUGUGAAAUUCACAUAGACAUCUGAUGAAAAAAAACAAAACAAAACAAAAAGCAAAUCUCUGAUUGAAAAACAAUUUGCCAUGCAGUCAUUUUAACAAUCUGGAUCAAGGAAUAAAAAUUGUGUGAAGAAAAUAGGAGCUCUGUUGCUGUUUUCUUAAUGUGUCAGUGUGCAUCAGCAGGGAAAGCUACAACUUGAAUAAAAGGAAUAUAAAGAAAUGAGCGGGGGUUGUCUUACUAGCUGAAAGUUUCUGGAGGCAUUAUAUAGAGCAAUAACAUUUAUCUGUCGUGCAGCCAGGAGUAGUUGUACAUAAAGAGACCUGAUAUCUUUAAACCCUAUCUUGUAUUUUAUUUUUAUUUUCCUAUUGUUUUUUAAAACAACUCCAUAUACUUCAUAUCUAUAAAUAAUUUAAACUUUAAAAGUAUUUGAACUCCAUAAGCAAAAUGUCUACUAAAACACUUCUGAAUGUAGAACUUCAGGACAAAGCUGAAGUUUAGGGUUACUAUCCUUUUUUAUAAAUAAAUUGUAUGGUUUAUGAUUUGAUUAAGUUUUAUUUAUAAAUUCAUAUGCAUUUUACAUAAGCUAUAUUAUUUACUUAUUUCCAUUGAAGAGUACAAUGAAUAUAGUUGUAUUUUUGGAUUACAUUAAAAUACCAUUUUAGGUGUUCCAUUAAGAUACCUCCCUUAAGGAUGUCACAUCUCAACAAGUAAAGUGUCUGCAAACAGUGGCAUUAAGAGUUUGUCACCAUUAAAAAUAAGGUAAAAAGACCAAAUAAUUAGAAUGGUAUGCUAUGAAUAGUGUGAAUAUCUUGUAUGCAUUUUGAAAAGUCUAAAAUAUAAUGUAAAUAUGCUCUGAAAAAUUUCAGGAGUAUCCAAUCUGGGUCCCUCAGGCCCCAUGCUUAUUUUGUGGAGACUUUUUUUGCUUAUCUGUGUCAGAUAUCAUGAAAAGUAUGCAUGGACUUUUUGCUAGUGUUUGUGUAGUUAACAUGUGGCCCAAGACAACUCUUUUUUUGUUUGUUUUGGAAACAGAGUCUUGCUCUGUCACCCAGGCUGGAGUGCCAUGGCCUUAUAAGCCUAGCUCACAGCAACCUCUAACUCCUGAGUUCAGUGAAGCCUCCUGAGUAGCUAGGGCUACAGCUGCCUGCCACAAUGCCCACGUAAUUUUUCUGUUUUUUGGUAGAGAUGGGGUCUCGCUCUUGCUCAGGUUGUUCUUAAACUACUGAGCUCAAGUGAUCCUCCUCCUCAGCCUCCCUGAGUUAGGAUUAUAGGUGUGAACCACCUCACUCAUCCCCAAGACAAUUCUUAUUCUUCCAGUGUUCAGCAGAGGGAAAAAAAAAGGUUGUAUAUCCCUGCAUCUCAGACUUUUAUAUACUGCUGUAUGUUAUCUUUAUCAGAAGAACGUUAUUAAUUUAUGCCAUACGAUUAUAAGAUAGUUUUUUUAUUGUAUUAUAAUUUAGAUAAAUACAACUUAAUACAUUUUAAGACUAAUUAUUUCUUUGUCCCUAGACUGCAUCAACCCGACAUUCCUUUCUUAUGCCAAUGUGAAAUUUUCAAAUCAUCUAUAAACCUACAACUUUAAUAGGAUAGAAGACUACUAAUAAUAGAAGACAAAUUAGUGAAGAAAAGAUAAGCUUCAAAAUUGAAUAGCAGGGUGGUUUAUACUUAAGUUCAUUUCUGUUUCAUUUGUUUUGCACAUAUGCACAUUUCUGCAUUUGAAAGAUUUGCAUACACUUGAAAGAAACCAUAAAGUUGUAGUAGUAAAGUCCAGUCACAUUUGGUUAAUCAGUGUUUGAUAUAAUUGAAAGAGUUGAGUGGUAAAGAGUCUUCCAGCAUGUAAAUGCCAUUGACUUCUGACUUGACAUUUAGUGUAAUAAAAAUGAAAUUAUUGACCAUGUCAAAUGCUUUAGUUUCUGGCUCUUCAAUUCAUUAUUCUACACAUGCAACAUCCUUUGUUCUAUAUGAAGUUUAUUAAAACCUGCAGUGCUGAUUAUUGGAAAGGAUUUGUCAGAUUUUUUAACAUGAUACAACAUUGUUAUUUAGGAAAACUCUUCCUGUAAAUAACCAUGGAUAAAAGUACUUUUUGCAUUGUUAUCUUAUAAAUUGUGUCUACAUAUCUUUUAAUUAAUUUUAAAUUAAGUGAACUAAAUAUAUAUAGAGAGAGAAAAUUUGAGUGUUAAAGAUAGAAUUUGUUUUUAAGACAAGUAUUAAGAAAAUGUGAGUGUACCAAAUGUCCUUUAUGAGAAAAAAAAUCUUUUAAGGGACAUAGGGAUUUUCCAAUAAGAAGCCUGGUUUUUAGAAUUGCCUAUCUUACAGAUUCUUGCAGGAAGAGGUUGUAUUAGAUAUUGUAUUUAUUUCAUUGAAGAUAAUUUUGAAAAUUAAUUUUCCAAAUAUUCUCAUUUACAUUUGUCUUCUAAAAAAUCCAAUAAAAGUAUCUAUAAAUAUCAUUGUAAUAAUUUUUUGUUUAGAUGUUUAAUUUGUUAAGCUUAGCAAAUAAACUUUUGUGCUAUUAA
Molecule: messenger RNA, 3715 nt
Organism: Nycticebus coucang (slow loris)
Lineage: Eukaryota; Metazoa; Chordata; Mammalia; Primates; Lorisidae
Gene: NDFIP2
Product: Nedd4 family interacting protein 2
Exons: 8
Coding region: 123-1091 (322 amino acids)
Biological process (GO): ubiquitin-dependent protein catabolic process; vacuolar transport; metal ion transport
Cellular component (GO): perinuclear region of cytoplasm; endoplasmic reticulum; Golgi apparatus
Molecular function (GO): WW domain binding
Source: RefSeq, a predicted model, not a curated record